GAGAGAGAGGGGGUGGAAAGAGUGUGAAAAUCGUCGUGUGAAUAGUAUUAGGAAGUAAAGCGACGCAUGGUGGUGUGUGAAACGAACGGUCUACGGUGCGAAGGACAAAGGAGAUAGGAGGGAAAUAAAGAUUUUAUCCGGGGCAGCCACGGGAUAUCGGAGAUUCUCGAAAAAAUUGCGGGAAGCAAGAGUCGUCGCGAUUACAAAUUCGUUCGGUUCGACCAUUGAAAAAAAACUAUAGAGCACGGAUUCGCGGGAUUUACAUGGGUGAAAUUUUAUUUUUUAUACGUAGUGGGAAUCCCUUCGGAUACCCGACUCUCUUCGGGGGAAGAGCCGGGUUAUGCGGUGCCGGGAUAACCCGCUAAAACCACUGCGAUGGCCUUCCCUGCGAUGUGGGAGAUACGGUGGCACGACACUAGGGAUCCCUCGCCGACAAGUGAUCCUUGAAUCCUGGACGCAGUUACCAUUGCGUCGCGAAUUUUCGGAAUAGGUAUCCAGCGUGAGUUAUCCUGCGCGGGGAGGACAUAAUGAGAAGGAGAGGGAACACGGAAUCACUCUUCUCUCCGCUAGAUGACUUACCGUCAGUUGACUUCCGUCAACUGAUGUUGACUUCACGCGCUACCGUGAGGACAAAACUUCAGGACGAGCGGUGGUGAAUGAAAAACUUGUUCAAAGUGAGAGUGUGUGUGCGCACGACAAGGCGAUUCCUCGGUACGAGAGAUCUAUCGGACGUUUGAUAAUUACGAGAAGGUGGUUCGGUCGAGUUAAGAGGGAGUAAAUCGGUAAACGCCUCGAGCGCGGUGUCGGAUCGUCCGAUUUCGUACAAAAUCGGAUAUUUCGCGAAGGACUCGUCAGUGUAUCCCGCAGUGUCGCAUAAAUGCGGAUCUGAGUCCCAGUAAAGGACUCCGAGCGGAAAGAUUAUUUGUGCAUCCUCCGGUUCAUCGGAGUCGCGCGUUUUGAUCGCCAUCACUAGCAAAACCACCACCACCACUCUUCGUGCACCACCACCAAUAGGUCGGGCACGAGCAGCGCCAGUGGCUUCGUAGCAACCACCACUACCGUCGCCGCCACCACCACCACCACUGUCGCCGCCGCUGCCGCCGCCGUCAACCUCCUCUACCCGUGUAGCCGGCGGCGGUUCACGGUAGUGUCCUCGAACACGGCAUGCACGUAUCGUGCUGCGAAAGUUUUACGAGUCUCGCGGUGCGCCAAACGAGAAACGUGUUCGUGUGCCGACGUCGGCGUCGGCGUCGCCGUCGGGACGUGUGAGGAACGGGACAACGUCUGGCGAGUUCCUCCCCGAAAGAAUCCGCUCCCUCCUAGGCUCGGCUUACGCACCGCAGCGCGUGUGUGUGGGGAAACAGAUCGUACAAAUCAACCGCCUUCUAACAAGCCACAUUAACCUCAAGUGAUUUCUAUUUUCUUACGAAACGCGAAAGAAAUAUGUAAUUAGUAUGUUUAUAUCGAUUUAAAGAAGGAACACACAAAAAAAAGAAGAUAUCCCAAGAGCUUAGGUUCAGAAGAAGACAAAAGAUUAAGAGCUAUAUUAGCUAAUAAGUGUAUAAAAUAUAUCUAACUAAAGGAGGAAGACAAGAAACAGAUAAAAACAAACAAAUAAAUAAACAAGUCCGCCAGUGCCAAAUUGAGAAAGAAAGCAAGGUGAAAGUGAUCAUUGUAACAGAGAGAAAGAGAGAGCGAGAGAGUAGAGUAGAAUAGAAUAAGAUUUAUUUUGUCUUGGAGUAUAAAUGAAACAACCUUUUAGGCAAACAUACGCAGUGUUAUCUACAAAUUCUAUAAGAAUAAACGCGAUCGAGUGCAAACGUGCAGCAUUUUAAAACAGAAGGAAGAAAGCAAGAGCGACAGAGUAAUACAGUGCGAGAGCAGGACCGUAAACCAAAGAAUCUACCAUUUUUUUUUCUAUUAAUCAUUCAUCGAAUAACGAUAAUCUCUCGUCAAGUGAAAUAAUAGUGAGACACACACACACAUACACACACACACACACCGAUUUCUUCGUCAGAGCCAGAUUAAUUAAGCGAGCCGGCAUACAAUUUUGUAGAGGUUUAUAGAAAUAGCCAUAAAAUAUAAGUGCAUUUUUUAAACUGGACGCGUCACGUGACAGAUUUUCGCCAAGCGAAAAGAAGAAGAAGCAGACAAAGGGAGGAAUCAACCGGAUUCGCUUGAACACUCCCAGAGCAACCGAUCUACUUCAGUUCGUAGCCUAAACCUGUUGAGUACAAAACGACACAGAGUUAAAGUUAUAGGUAGACAGAAACAAAGAGAAAGGAAAAACGAAGAACGAGAGGACGAGCGUAAUAUCGAAGACUAGACAAUUGCCUGGAAGACUAACGUGCGACCGAAGACACACGGGUCAGUUCCAGACAAGUGUGACUACUCGGGAAUCUACAUCGCAAUAAGGACUUGGGCGAAUACCGCGGAUGCCAAUUCAGGGACGACAUUCCGUCAUCAUCGGGGAAGUCGGACCUUUAGGAUCCGAUUCGGCAAAUUAACGGGAAUCUGUCGAUCGAGAGAGGCACCAAUGUCGCGUACAAGAAUUUUGUUGAGUAUCCGCUCGAAGAAGACCAGAUAAUCUCGAGCCUUCGGAUUUAAAAGGAACGAGCGAGAGGGACCGCUCGCGCGAUCCUCGGGAGGAUUCGGAGACAGGACCACCGCUACGUCGGGACGUGAAACUCGCAAGCGAAGUGGAGGAGUUGUUGCGCGAUGACGUGGCGAGGAAGAUGAGCGCAAUCGAGGUGACGAAGGAGGUCGUCGCCACCGAGAGGGUCCCAACGAGCCCUCCGGCGGCGGCAAUCACGACCUCACCGGGCACGGUCGGCACUGGCGACCUGACGGCGCGGCACCUGCCGCCCUUCAGCAGCUUCGCCGGCGAGAACACGAUGGACACCUCGACGACGUUGACGACGCUCCACGCCCAGGACAUUGGGUCGAGCCUUGUGGGCUGGGACUCAUACUACACUAGCGAGGGCCUGUCGAGCCGGCUAGUCGAUAUGUCGACUUUGGUCUCGGCUAGCCAAUACAGACCCUGGGAGUCGAAAGGCGGCGGCGGCGUGGACGGACUGCCCAGCUUUGCAAGUCAGUUUACCGCCCCAAGCGAAUCUGAACCUCAGCUGACAUCGUUGACGCCACUAUCACCGGCGUCCAUUUCGCACUCGCCGCCGGUUACAUCGGCCGUGGGCCUGCCGAGCUUUCACACGCUUGGGACACCGGUUCCGGCACCGCAUCGCGGAGCGGUAGGUUACCCGCUGGUGCCGGCGCCAGUACAAGCUCGAGAGGUCCCGUCUCUACAGCAGCAGAUGAUCGACGAGCGACACAUACAGCUCUUGGGCUCCAACUCGAUGAUCCAGCCGUUCCCGCCGCCGCCACCGCAUCACGCGGUGCUGACGGUAGUGAAACCCGAAUAUCCGCAACUGCACCACGCGAAUUUUCAAAACCCGAUGUCGACCAUGCUGGACUCCUCGCCGACUUCACGGCCGAUCGGCAUCGACGGCCGUAAAAAGGAGCGCAGAAAAAUCCGCGCUGGUUCAAUGGAGUCGGAAGAUGGUGGCGGUGGCGGCGGUGCUGGCACCGGCAGCGUAGAAAGUUCCGGUCAGGUCGCCGCCGUCUCGUCCACCGCGAAUCGCGGCGUGCACCACCUCGGCGGGAGUAUGACCGAUGGCGACGGUGACGGUGGCCUUGGCGACAAGCCGGCGAAGAAAAAGCGGAAGAGAUGCGGGGAGUGCAUAGGCUGCCAGCGCAAGGACAAUUGCGGAGAUUGUGCGCCGUGCAGAAACGACAAGAGCCAUCAGAUCUGUAAGAUGAGGAGAUGCGAGAAGCUGACGGAGAAGAAGCACCUGUACCACCUGCAGACCGGCGAAGGGACGUUUCGAGAACGCGGGAGGGGGCGAGGCAAGGGCGCCACGAGGAGUUACCGGAAGAUCACACGGCAGGUCAGCACACCUGACAGCGCACCAGCUGGUCUCGGCAGUCCGCAGGGUGGUAUUGGCGGUUUGCAGCAGCAGCAGCAGCAGCAGCAGCAGCACCAGCAACAAACGCAACAAUCUUUACACCAGCCAGAUCCCAUGCAGCAGACCAAGGACAGUCUUAAUCCCGCGGCGAACCAACAAACGGGCGCGCUCAGAAACGGCAACCCGCCACCACCUGUCGUCUCUAUGUCACCCGGAGUGAUGCCGUUUUACGGCGAUACCGGCGCCGGUUUCCGUCCCGCAGCUGGAUUUGGAAAUACCGUUUGGCAUCAGGGAGUCGGACCAGUUGGCACUGUCGCGGUCGAGACGUCACCGGCGCCGUGGCCACCUCAGCAAUUCAUUCAGCAGAUUGCCGCGCCGAAUCAACUCGAAGAACUGAGAUAUCAUACUCAGUACGGCGCUGCGACACCCUAUCAUUCUCAACCAGUCUCGUAUCAACAACAGACGUUCAUAACGGCGGAUCAGUCUGCGUUUCAACGAGCCGGAACGACGGGACAGUACACUAUCACGGGGCAGCCGUCACCGCUGACUCCAGUCGGAGGGCAGACGGUGGUCUCGACGCCUCAGAGGCAGUUGAAUGGACAAUUUGUCGAUCCCUCGGCUACUGCUAACCAAUCAGUCACCUACGAGCGACAAGACUAUGUGAACGGCUAUCAGCAGCAAGACGUGACGAUGGCGCCGCCUCCGUCAACAACUCCGACGAGUCGUAGUAGCUCGGUGCACAUGGACAGUCAGCAACAGCAGCAGCAAGGAGGUCAGCAGCAGCCAACGCAGCAGCAACAGCAGCAGCAGCAGCAGCAACAGGCCGCCGCGGAUACGCAAGUAAAGGGAUUCGCGACGAUCGCCUCUUCCAACGUGUCGGGAAACGAGAUGCCUGGGUAUCCACUUCAACCGGACCCACAGAGUUUACACAACUCUAACGGGUAUCCAGGCUACGUGGAGAUGGGUCAGCAACCAGCGCAGAACCAGUGGCAAAUGGUUCCGCAGCAACAACAGCAACACCACCAACAAACGCAAAUGCAACAGCAACAAUCGGUGGUCGACAAUAAUCAACGACAUGUAUGGUCUGACACAAGCGGAAAGAUGAACAGUGGUGUCAACAGUAGCAUGAACUGGCAGGAGGGAGCGAUGCAACAGCCACAGAAGCCACCAUCGCAGCAGCAACAACAAAAUAUCCAAGGCAAUAUGAAGCCACAGGUGGAGCAGCAACAAACUUCUCAAAUGCAACCACAGGAACUGCCAAGACCAGCGAGUCAUAUGAGCUGGGAGACCGGGAGCGUGAAGGAACCCCAAACGCCACAGUCGUGGUCCGACAACGCUGACAACCAGCAACAACAAACUCAGGGAAACUGGUCGCAACAGAGUCCGAAGUUAAGGGAUCCGCAAAACUCACGGUUGACGCCAUCCAGUCAACAAGCGUCUCAACAUCAGACUUGGUUACAGCACUCACCGAAACUGUCAGACCACCAGCACAGCAAUGCUCAACAGAACGCGAGAAUGACGCCUUCAGGCCAGCGUAGCUGGCAGCAAAAUAGUCCAGAGAUGCAAGGAUCUCAGCAGAAUCCGAGAUUGACGCCUUCUGGGCAACAGAUACAACAGCAGCAGCAACAACAACAACAACAACAACAACAACAACAAUCGUGGCCGCAACAGACCAAGGUGGAGCAGAAUCCUAGACUCACACCAUCCAAUCAAAUAUCGUGGCCCGACACGCCGACUAGUCAACCGAAUUGGUCACCAAAUAGCAUAAAAAGUGAUAAUAGUCAACAGCCGCAGCAACAAUGGCAGGACUCACAACCAAGUCCUAGACGGACCCCGAGUCAUCAGUGGCAAAGUCAGCUGCCACAAGAAAAAAUAGAAAAUCAAAUGGUAAAUUGGUCGCCUGUAAGUUCUGUAUCGGAAACUCAACCGACUUGGGGACAACAGGCGACAAAACAGGACAUGCAAAACUCAGGAGAGAGAAUUGCGUGGCAACAACAAACGACAAUGGAUAAUAGUAAAUCAAACGGAUUUCCAGAAAAUCAAGAUAAUACGGAAAGCAACGUCUAUGCUCAAUCUAAUCGAGUGAAUCUUAAUAGCCGAUUGAAAUCGAUGAUUCUGAACAAGCAACAACAACAACAGCAGCAAAUGCAGCAGCAACAGCAGCAGCAACAGCAUCAGCAGCAAACCCAUCAACAUCAUCAGAUGCAAUCGCAACACGUUAACACUAACAAUGGAUCCGCUUCAGAAUAUUCAGCGGACGAUCAAAUGCGCGAUGCGCAUGAAAGUAGCGAGAAGAUGCAAGAGAAACACACGGAUCAUUUUAUCAACCAGCCAAACAUUAUUUCGAUGACGCAACCUAAUGAAAACUUGACCGGUAAUUUUUUAUCGCAUAGCCACCACCCUCGGGUAGAUAAUUUGCCCGAUGGUGGUGGCUUAUGGGAAUGGACGGAAAGGGAACACAAUCACAGUAGCAACGAUAUCGAUAACAAAAAUGACGAUAAUUCCGCAUUGCCGGAAAAUGGAAUGGCAGCUUUCGAAAAUUUUAUGAAGCUCACCGCAGAAAACAAGAGUCAGUCAUGCGACAAAGACAAGGAGCAACAUUCCUGGGACGCAGAAGCAAGAAGCAAUGAAGAUCAAGAUAUCGACGACAAAUCUUUCCAGCAAAGAUUGUGCAUGGAUCAAGUCGAAAACGCAUCUUUCGAGAGAUCCCAGAAGAUAUCCGAAAGUGACGGAAUGAAAAACGAUAAUCUGGAUUUUCUGAAGACUACAAGCUCUGACGAUCAUACAUCUUCCCAAGAUAAAUGCGAUUCUGAUCGUGUGAUUAAACAGGAGAAACUCGAAGAUCACAAUUAUCCCCACGUAUCCCACGAUACGUCCAACGUCAUCGAGGACGAAGAGACUGAAGAGAUUGCUCGAGAUUAUAAGUUUCCCGGCGAUGGUGGACCAGCGAAGGUGUCGCCGGGAACGGGUUCGUGGUGCUGUCGAAGAGGCGGGACCGAACAACCGACUCCCGAACAUCUGAGAGACGGCUGUUGUCAGGGUCUUCAAACUAAGGAUGAAAUACUGGCCGAUUCUCCAGAGAAAGCCGAGUUGAAGAGCGAAGGACCGCACAGCCCGCAUACCCCGACUACAACGACUGUGACGACAAAGUUGCAAGACCACUUGGACAAACUGAAGAACAAUGUCAGGACCGAAGUGCCGGACUGCAACUGCUUUCCCGCCGAUAAAUGUCCACCAGAGCCCGGUUCGUAUUACACUCACCUCGGGGCGGCUGCAAGCCUGCCUGAUCUUCGGAACGAUCUCGAACGAAGAACCGGCCUUAAGGGCGACGCGAUAAGAUUUGAAAAGGUCGUCUAUACCGGCAAGGAAGGCAAAACUACGCAAGGAUGUCCCAUGGCUAAGUGGAUCAUCCGACGAUCCGGUAUCGACGAGAAGAUCUUAACCGUGGUGAAACAUCGUCAAGGUCACAAGUGUCCAACCGCUUGGAUCGUUGUAGCUAUGGUCGCCUGGGAAGGGGUGCCGACUCACGAAGCGGAUCGGAUUUAUACUCUUUUAAGUCACAAACUCAAUCGAUUCGGUCUUCCAACCACCAGACGAUGCGGUACCAAUGAACCGCGAACUUGUGCAUGCCAAGGACUCGAUUCUGAAACUUGCGGCGCCAGCUUUUCCUUCGGCUGCUCCUGGUCGAUGUACUAUAACGGCUGCAAAUAUGCCAGAAGCAAAACCGUCCGAAAGUUUCGGCUGUCUGUACGAUCGGAGGAACAAGAAGUCGAAGAGAGAAUGCACGUUCUGGCGACGCUUUUGUCACCUUUGUAUCUUAGUCUUGCACCGGAGGCUUUCAAUAAUCAAACACAAUUUGAGCGGGAAGCGAGCGAAUGUCGUUUAGGAUUUAAACCGGGUCGACCCUUUUCCGGUGUUACGGCUUGCAUUGAUUUCUGCGCACACGCCCACCGGGAUCUGCACAACAUGAAUAACGGAUGUACCGUGGUAGUUACCCUGACAAAACAUCGAACAUUAUCGAAACCUGAAGACGAACAGUUACACGUGCUACCUCUUUACAUAAUGGACGACACAGACGAAUUCGGUUCAAAGGAAGGUCAGGAGAAGAAGAUUAGUUCCGGUGCUCUUGAAUUUUUAUCAAAAUAUCCAUGCGAGGUACGAGUUAGAUCAGUACCUCUUCAACCAUGCAGACGUCACGGUAAGAAGAGGAAAGAGGAUGAACCGGAUAUUCAGUCUGGCAAAAAAGAUACGGUCAAGAUUAUGGCGGAAAAAAUGGCUGAUUGCGGGCGUUCACCAGGACACGCAGACUCUUCUAAGCUACAAUCGCAAUUAACAUUAGAGAUGACGCCCAUGUUCGAAGGAAUUGAUGCGCAGUUGCAGAGUUCUCAGGUAUCAUCCACGGUCUUAGAUAGUCCGGUAUCUAUGUAUCAAGGAUGGGGAGCAUAUCAAGGUGAGCAACAGUGGAAUCGAAAUGGCUGGCUUGAACAGCGUAAAAGUAACUGGCUGAAUCCAUGGGGAGAAUAUCCUUCGUUUGGUGGUUUAGAGAGGGACAUCAAAGUGGACCCGGACAGUACCAGUUUGGAUGAUAUUAGACCCAGGAGUACCGUUUCUCAAGAAGAGCAUAGACCAGGCUCGAGGAAUCUACCUAAUUCUACAGUGGAUUCGGCCAGAGGAUGCUACGGAAGCUCACCUAGAUCUCAUCCCGUUUCACCUCGUUCGCACGUAAGCAUUUCAGGAGAGGGGUCUUAUAACACAUCACCCAGAAGCUGUAUGACGCCCAUGACGCCUCAGGAUCCGAAAAUGAUUCCGUUGAAAGGAUUGGAACAUUCAAACAUGGAAAAUAAUUACGAUCAUCAAAUGGCUUCCGGAAUGUACGCCACUUCUGUCAACGGGCAAAACGAUUGUUCUCCCUCAAAAAUCGGUACCCUCAAUCCAUCGCUCGGCAUGGAGACCAUGCAUCGAAAUAUUCCACCCAAGAUGAAUCAGUCGCCGGUUCAUAUACGCAACAUGGGACAAGAUUGCGUCCCCAAUCAAAUGAGGUUGUCGUCUCCUAAAUAUACGGGGGAUUUUAAUCCACAGAAAUACUCCGAUACCAUGACGCAAAAUUACACAGACGCUGAAAACUCUACGAAAUCGCCACUGCUGAGGCCACAAGUUGAACAAACGUUUGCAAAUAGAAUGCACCAUCUAUCUCCAUCCAAACCCAUGCAAUCGUCCAUAAAUUCUGGCUAUCAUAAUCAAUAUUGCGAUGGUAACACGUCAAAUUUAUACUCUUACAUGGACAAUAGUAGUCAUAAAUCUAUGGAGUCUCCAAAUUCGGAUGUCAUGGGACAUAAUUCAUUACAUUUACCAGAACAGCGAAAUGACUCGCAAUGCUCGUCGAAUGACCAGCGGAAGUCCGUUUAUCAUGCGCAAAGACAAUCGGAAUCGAAGUCCUUCGCAAGCAAUCAUCCCUCAUCCCCGUCUUCCGAUCACGUUUCUUGCCCGCAGAAUUGGAAUAUGGCGAAUUCGUGGUGUUCUAAUCAAGUUAAAAAUCCACAGCAAUUUGAUCAGAUGGGCGACAAGAAAAUCUGGAUCGGUAAACUAACAAGACCGGACCAAGCCAAAGCCGCCGCCUGGGAAAUGUCAUCUGAACCGUCGCCAUUUCGAGUGCCAAGGGGGAGACCACCCUCGCGAACGAUAUCCAAUCAGAAUCCACCCGCGGAGCCCAGUGCAUAUCCAAAUCCUUUGGCCAGAACAUUUUUAAAACCGCCAGAUUCUAAGCCCAUUUUCGCGGACGCUCCGAGCAGCAACACGGCUCAAAACGGUUGUAUAUCCAAUCAAUUGAAGGAUAGUUGCACGGAGGACAAAUUGCGAGAAGGAUUUUAUGACAACAAGCAAGAGGUGUCCAAUUCCAAUCCGACUUCUCUUGCAUGGACCGAAGAAAUGAAACAGGAUUUUCACACUGUGUCCGGUUUGAGCCAUCAUGCGUUUCCUCAAUACGGAUAUCCAACUUAUCCGGUGUUCGAGAAACCUUAUGCGAACUCGUGGGAAGGUUACAACUAUAAUCAUCAUCAUCAACCGUCAUAUCAGACUCCGGAGCAGUUCUACCAGCAACCAAAGCGGGAAGGUUGCUUUCACUCGUCUCAAUAUCCGUAUCAGGGUCUGAAUCCAGCGUAUCAAGGCUUGAAUUCCGGCUGGUCGAGGUGGGACACACCGCGGUGGGAUAUCUACGGACCGCCACCUUAUUUCCCGGUCCUACCGGAGCCUCCUCCGAAGGCGGAGCCUCUCGGCGAAAUAACGGAUUACUCCGAGAACGAGGAAUGCUUCAAGGACCCGCAGAUGGGCGGUGUCGCGAUUGCCUUGAGCCACGGUAGCGUACUCUUUGAGUGUGCGAAGCACGAGAUGCAUGCCACCACCGCACUAAAAAAACCCAAUCGGCUCAAUCCGACUAGGAUUAGCUUGGUGUUCUAUCAGCAUCGCAACUUAAACAGAUCCAAGCAUGGUUGGGAAGAGUGGGAGGAGAAGAUGCGACUGCGAAAAUUGGGUAUCACAACAUCGACCAGCAGUAGUACGUCCGUGUCGACGACCAGUCCAUCGACCCCAACCACCGCGACAAGCCCCGGCAGUACGAUGAAUGAGAAAACAACGCCACUUCCAUCACUUUCGCACAUUCCAAAUGUUCCCAGUUCACAGUUCAUGAUGAGAUCUCCUACUUACACCACGAUGACUUGGACCACGCUCUUCCCGAUGCAUCCGUGUAUGAUAACUGGACCGUACCAAGAAGGUGGUGCGAUUGGAUGAGUCGAGGUCGGACGGUACAGCUUUGAUCGUCGAUGACCGAGGCUUGUACCGAGAUAUGUCAUCGCCAAAAAUCGAAUCGGCUGAAGGAUUCGAGAGGUCAAAGAUCCUGAAGAAGUAUCACGAUAAAUCCGAUCGAGGAUGAAACGACGAGAUGACGACUUUACCAUGAGAGGCUUUAUAUUGUUAUUACCGUUAUAGUUAGUUAUUCCGAAAAAAACGAGAAACACACACUUUGCACUGCCAUUUUUCUAUUUCGAGUUUUACGCAAGAUUUAAACAUAGCGACAAAAACGUGCUUGAAGAAAGCCUCGCCGGGUGUGACUCACCCUUUGUCGGGGCUCGCGUUUUAUACUGACUUUUUACUGAGUUGAACUCGAAAGAGACUCUCAUAAUCGAGCCAGAGGCUGCAAAAUCGAGACAGUAAAUGAUCGUAAAUGACGAGUAGAUCAUCGAGGCUAUUGACGUAUCAGGAAAGCUCCGAUAAAAGCUGCGCCUUGCGAAGACUUUGAUACGAAGAUUUUCGUAUUCUGACCCUAUACACUUUAAGUAAUAUCGCUACGUAUAACGGUUUCGUGUUGGUAGAAUUGUAAUCUUACUAGCUAGUCGAAGUCUAGAUGAUGAAUCACGCGAUAUCACACGUAUACAUAAAAGCACACAUUAAACGUAUACGCACUCCAAACACCCAGGGAAACUUGCACGACGUGAUCUCUGAAUUGUCGCACCUUUCUGCGACUUUAAAAAGAAAAGCAAACCGAACAACCAGGUCUUCAGCUAGGUCAGCAUCGUAUAGAAAAAUAUCAACUAUCUAGAUAUAAUAAAUUUUAUAAAAGAGUAAACCUGGAGAGAUAUUAUUUGCAAGAUAUUAUUUAUAAUAUGAGAUAUAUAUAAUAUUAUGACAUUUCUCACUUUACAAUGCGAAAUAAAUAAUAUUAUAGCACAUCUUGUAGUGUUUUAGUUCAAUUAAUAUCUUGUGAUGUUUUAUUAGUCGACAUUGAUAUCUCGCAAAGCUUUAAUUAAAUUCAAAAUCUAACGAAAGGCAGAUUUCAAUAUGAUUUCUGGGUCUAUCGAAGUCGAGAGAAAGGAACGAUAAUUCGAGAGCGCCUUUUUAUAUUCAUUAAUUGAACGAUCUUUCGCGAACAGGUCCAAGCACAAUCCUAAAUGUCCAGACGAUGACACACGAUACAAUGAUCUCAAAUCUUUAAAUUAAUUAAAUGAUAUGUAAUGUAAUAUCUCUGAUUUCUAGCCUUUGUAUAUUUCGCUUCUUAUUCUCGUAUUUAUUUACGUGUUUGUACUCAUAGCUAAGUACUAAGUACGAUUAAUUCAAGUGGCAUGCGAUAUAAUACUAACCAUGCGCCCUUCGGGUCGGCUGAGUACAAAACAUUUAUCUAACAAUCACGUGACGUAGGUAGGGGUGUAUUUAAACGGUCAGCGAUAUAGGCUGGUUACGCCAGGUGUUGUCUCCAUCGUCAGUUUUUGACGUUCUUCCCUUAUCGCUUGUUCCACCUUGUUUAACCCUUUUUACUCGAACCGGCAAUUAAUUAAUAGCACGACUUUAUUGCUGGCUCGUCGUUUGCAACAAAAUUCGGCAAAUCGCUCAGUAAAAUUCAGCAACUGUACUAGGUGAUUGUGCGAAUUAAUUUCUCGUACAGUUGCGGUUUUAAGAAAUUGAUCACUUUUCAAGAACGAACGAAUCGUUUGCAUCUGAUAUCUCAUCGAGACGAAAGGAAAGUAGUCGGAAAGUCAAUUGGUUCAGUAUGAACCAUUCGGCAGAAAGGGAAUUUCGAUCGGCUUUCCGAAAUUCAAAGCAAUUAGGUAUUAUCGAAUUGGUAGAAACGAAAAGAGAUUUAGUCUAUAACUUUAUAUCAUUAUCUUCUUUGUCCUCCUGAUUUUAUUUGUAUAUAUUAAUCGUCUUUUAGUCUAAGCCUGUUGCGGGCAGGACGCAAGGUCUGACAACAGAAUCCUGCUGAUGAUCUUCGAAGCUCAGGGCCAAUCGAUACGGUCUCUGGCGGUGUGUCGGCUGGCAUUUCGAUGGAUCAGACGCCCAUUGUCAUCGUGGAGAGCCUCUCGGAGAAUCUCGGUACGACAGAUCCUGUGUCUUUCGUGGUACAUCCAGGUUUUCGUAUCUGAUAGAAGUUUCCAGGUCCGAAUAAGGAUCAGUAGUGCACUCUCCAUUGCCCGUGGCCCUAUUACGCUCUCGUGCAUUCCAUAUCUCCGUUAAUUGAACAAUGUCUUGGCCAGGGAGUCUCACGCCUUCCGUAUUCUUGUCUCCACACUUUCCACGCUAUCGCGACACUUUCAUCUAGAACUCGGGGACUUGGAUCUCUCCCGAGAAGACUGAGCGAGCACGAGGACUCGCCUAUAUCGAGAGCCUGGAGUGCUACCACUUGUCGCCGGUUCAAAGGGUGCUUUCUUCGCAUAGCACUGGGCUAGCUGAGCGCGAGAGGUUAAUCCUGAAACGUUGUGAAUUGAUAAGUAGAUCGGUUAAAGAAAAAAAACUAGGCACUGCCCGAGGAAGCAGCUAUCGCUUCCACGUGAUCCAUCGUCUGCGUUCAGCGACCGACAGAGUUGUUGCGUUAAGGUACCCUGUCGCGGAGGUUCGAUCAGGGAGAGGUGCUCGAGGCGAAUAGAACUCAGCAGGAUUAGUAGGCAUGUAGAUUCUUAAAACUUAUUUAUUUAUUUUUCUCGCUCGACGUCCGUCUGCGAAAACCCGAUCCCUCAAUUAAGCGGAGCGCGAUUUUUAUUAAUUUUAAGGGGGUUCUGUUUCUCAAAUAAAAUUUGUAUUUUAGAUUACAACGAGAAGCAAAUAUGAAGGCGGGUGUACCAUUGCGGUACAUCUAUACUCGUGUAUUCGCGUAAACUACACGGUCGGUCUCGCGCGCGCGGUUCUAGCUGCGCUUAUACCUGACGCGAGACACUACCGAGUCUCGUGAUAAAACGAUGCCUCAAGUGUCAAAAAGUAACAGCUUGUGAUUAUUGAAAAUGUCAUUGAAAACUUAUAGUUUAGCUCAUAGCGAGGAGCAAGUAUGAAGGCGGUCUUUUGAUUUCUGACUUGAGGUCCCCCCCUCGAGUCGCGAGUCCCAUCUUUCCUUUUGUAUUUGCGUCCGUCGAAUCGGUGAAAUGAAAAAUGAAAGAAACAAGACGCGACCAACCCUCGCCUACAAGAGUAUUAUAAGAAUCAUUAAUAUAUUAUCAUUCAUUAGUUAUCGCAUAUUAUAGUAAUAGUGAUAAUAAUAAUAGUAAUAUGGGAUGCAGUAAUAACUAGUAAUGUAAUCUAAUUUAAUGUAUAUUAUAUAUUUAUUAAUUAAGUUUGAGAACGUGAUGCUGUGCCGUUUUUUUUUUCCUAUUUUCGCCAAGCCGACUUUCGGUUGAGAUUGUCCGAUUUCCCGUGCACCGGGUCGAUCGACGUUUCCGGGUAGCACGAGAGAAUUCCAAUACGCCACGUCGAUUUUCCCCUCGUAUCGCUCGGAACGGCCUCACAAAUUUCAAUCGGCGGGGAUUAAAAAAAAGAAACAGUCACUCGUUGUCCCUCCCCCCCCCUUUUUUCUAUUUAUUUGUCUCCGUCUCAUCGCUCUAUCGUUUCUCGAAACGCUUCGUGCAGCUUCAUAGUAAAGUCCACUCGACGGAAACGUAAAAAGGGGAAAUUCUCGUGCGGUCGAGCAAACGUUCGUUAAGGAAGGAACGGACCUUCCCCUCGCUCAGAUACACGGGAGAGUCGCGAUAAUUCGUCUCUUAUCAAUCUCAAUCCCUCCCUCGAGAAGGAAAACGAUUAAAAAGAAGAAAAAAAAGACGCGUAUCUCUUUGUUCCCUCCGAGUUCGCCAACUGCUUCUUCUCUCGACGCGACGGAAAACGCGUACGGAUGACACUCGUUUCUUUCGCUUACGCAUACACCGUGCGGCACACCGGUCCAUUUUCUAGAUAAGGGUAGCGAGGACGGUAAAUGAGAGUACAAUGUAGAAUAGCAUCGGGCUCCCCCCCCGCAGGGCUUUCUCUCUCGGUUUUUCUCUUGACAAGUGUAUAGCAGGACGCUGUUAUCCUCCUCCUCGUAUUCCGCAGAAGUGACAAUACAAUAUAACAAAACGCGGCGGUCUUUAUGUCGAGUUUCAACGAAGUCGCGGAGGACUUUCGGAUCCAGCGGGAGUGCCGCGGGACUCCGAGGGACCGCGCUCUCAGAGUCUUUAUUUUUCGGAAAACUGUUCCCCCCCCCCCCCCGGUCUCACCCUCGCGACGAGGAUCGAGUCCGCGGUCCGAUCGGAUGGCGAUCCCGGUCGCCGAGGGCGCGACACCGGGAACACGGAAUCCCCGCGGCGCUUCGCGCGCGACCACGAAGGGAAAUCAAAAUUCCACAAAUCGACUUCCAAGCAAAAUGUACACUUAGCCACGUAAUGCACCCCCCGAGUCACCAUUGUACGAUACUUCCAACCGUCUGUAAGUACACUGAGGAUCGUUGUUCUUGCUGAAAGGGAAAGAAAAGAAACUUUUUAUAAGGUGGAACGUUUUUACAAGGUGGAAACUCGGAAAUUAUAUCGGUUCGACGAUGCCAAAAUAGUAUUAAAUGAUUAGGUGAGGCGUUUGUAAUAAUAAUAAGCGACGGACGGCGAAAUAACGAAACUGUCCGAAGUACAGGGUCGACGCGCAAUGACGGUUGUAUUGUUCGGUUGCAGGAUGUGCAAGUCUGUCAAAGUAAGAGCUGAAUUGUCUUCUCCCGGAUGGAGUGUCCUAAAUUUAAAAAGAAAAAUCGGCGAGAGCCUUUCGCGUGAUUCUUCGACACAACGGGUCGUUGCGUGGAUCCCUGUGCAAGGAAGAAAAAGAAAUCCGAAAUCUUGAUUAAUUAGCCGAAAAGAGAGGUGGUUGGAGAGGGAAGGGGAGGCUUACGAUCGGAGAUAGAACGACGGCGGAUUAAGAAAGAGAUAAACGUUGAAGAGUGUAUUUUUUCUUCCAAUGCCAAAAAAAUGCCAUUUUGUUUUGUACGAAAA
Molecule: messenger RNA, 15718 nt
Organism: Vollenhovia emeryi
Lineage: Eukaryota; Metazoa; Arthropoda; Insecta; Hymenoptera; Formicidae
Gene: Tet
Product: methylcytosine dioxygenase TET2
Exons: 12
Coding region: 2736-10745 (2669 amino acids)
Biological process (GO): positive regulation of transcription by RNA polymerase II; oxidative demethylation
Cellular component (GO): nucleus
Molecular function (GO): zinc ion binding; DNA binding; DNA 5-methylcytosine dioxygenase activity
Source: RefSeq, a predicted model, not a curated record